CUCAAAUACUCAUUAGUGUUGCGUACAGUUUUAGUACGCUUUGAUGUUGGUUGGAACUGGUAACCCUGAUGCACGAGUGGAAUGUAUAAGCGGCCGCACGAAGGCCGACGGUAGCGAUAAUUUUAUGACUCGGCAGUGUCGUUUGGUUCACGAGGAAGAUAGGAACUACACUCCGGUUAGGAGAUUCGUCUGUCCCGAGAACAUUUACUACAUUUAUUGGAGCUGCCUGAAGUAGAAGCUGCUACCGAUGUGUGGUUUUUGUUCCGCGACAAGUCGUCCUAACAAACUCCAAUAAAUGUAAUUCAUCAGCCAGAAGCAUCCCGCCAUGGAAAGUACGUUGAGAGAACUUUCCCUUCUAGAAGAGAAGAGCGCGCUAUGGCGGAAGCAUCAACAAGAGCAGAGUGAGUUGCGGCGAAAAUGUUAUGAAGAAGAACAACGCCGAAUUGAAGAAGAGUACCAGCAAGAGCUGGUGGAAAUUGAGGAAGAAUUCAAAAAGGCAGUACAGAAAAUGAGGUCAGAAUUCAGCGCGAAGAGGAAAGCAGUGUUACGGCAACACAACGGGAGUAAAGUCAGCGAGGGAACGGCGGAGGAGCCGAAUCCGAGUGACAAAACCCAGCCGCAAAAUGACUGCACUAAAGCAUCGCAUUCGAAAAAUAUAGACUCUCCAGUUUCUGUUCCGAAAAGCGUCAUCAGCUGUGACCCAGUGUGUACGGCACACACAAAGCGCGGAGAGAUCAGGAAAAUAAUACCAGCUGAUUCUUCAGCUGUUUCGUUCGUUAGCACCCGAUCGCUGACGUCAUCGAUCAACAGGAACAAACGAAUGUAUACUACAGCUCUACUGAAUGAAUCAAACUACGAAACUGAAGUCGUGAAAACAAUGUCUUUUGUUGAGUGUGACGCGUACGAGACCUGUGCGAAACGAAACUGUUUGGAUGAGUGUGCUCGCCGCCGGCGCGGUAGAAAGCGAGGCGAUUGUCAUCAAAUGAAAACGCUGCUGUUUGAUCCCGGCGGGAAUUGCGCUCUAGCAGUGGAAGGUGUUGGCUCGUUUUACUCGUACCUACCGCAAUUCGUAUCUACUGCAGUACGGUGUCGCCAUCUAAUUCAAGGUUGCUGUGUAGCAAAGCGUUUCGCAAAUCUGGAGAAGCAUCGAACCGCGGGACCUAUUUCAAUAAAUUGGAAGAUCUAGUUCGUCACCAGUUCAACGGGGGGGAAUGUUGCGUACAGUUUUAGUACGCUUUGAUGUUGGUUGGAACUGGUAACCCUGAUGCACGAGUGGAAUGUAUAAGCGGCCGCACGAAGGCCGACGGUAGCGAUAAUUUUAUGACUCGGCAGUGUCGUUUGGUUCACGAGGAAGAUAGGAACUACACUCCGGUUAGGAGAUUCGUCUGUCCCGAGAACAUUUACUACAUUGUAAGUUAAAUUACGUGAUAAGUUUGAAUAUAAUAUAAUUAAAUAAAUUUGCAGUAUUGGAGCUGCCUGAAGUAGAA
Molecule: messenger RNA, 1487 nt
Organism: Aedes albopictus (Asian tiger mosquito)
Lineage: Eukaryota; Metazoa; Arthropoda; Insecta; Diptera; Culicidae
Exons: 2
Coding region: 326-1186 (286 amino acids)
Source: RefSeq, a predicted model, not a curated record